AUGAUCCUCUCGUCCUUCGUGAACGCGCAGCGAGGCGCGCGGAGAAACUAUGCCACAGCUGCCCUGGCCUCCCCUCUCCUCCCUCUGGAGUUCCUCCUGCAGGAGUACAGCUGUGUGCGUCCUGAUGAACAUGUGUCGUAUGGAAACCAGGGAGACACCGUUCCUCCGUUUGGGCUGGCCUUCUCCUCCGCCUCAAACCUGCAGCAUGUUCUCGCUGUAGCGAACGAGGAGGGAAUCGUGCGUCUGUACAACACAGAAAGCCGCCAGAAUGUGCUGCUCAAAGAGUGGUUAGCCCAUGAGAAUGCAGUCUUUGACCUGGCCUGGGUACCAGGUGAGCCUCAGCUGGUCACAGCUGCCGGGGACCAGAUGGCUCGGCUCUGGGACGUCCGCUCUGGAGACUUACUGGGCAGUUUCAGGGGUCACCUGUGCAGCCUCAAGUCUGUGGCCUUCACCCCCCAGGACAAAGCCGUGUUCUGCACCGGAGCCAGAGACGGGAACAUCAUGGUCUGGGACACACGCUGCAGCAAGAAAGAUGGUUUCUACAAACAAGUGAAGCAGAUCAGCGGCGCUCACAACAAACCUGAAGCUUCUGCACUGAGCAAGAACAAGAAGAGGAGGAGCGGGACCAGAGGCAUGGGCCCCAGUGUGGACAGCCAGCAGAGUGUGACUGUGGUGUUGUUACGGGACCAGCACACGCUUCUCUCCUCUGGUGCAGUGGACGGAGUUGUAAAGAUGUGGGAUCUGAGGAAACAUUACUCGGUCCAUCGUCAGGACCCAGUGCCUGCUCAGACCUUCCCCUACCCCGGCUCCAGCGCACGGACGCGGCUCGGUUACUCUGGUCUGGUCCUGGACUCCUCUCGUUCUCACGUCUUUUGUAACUGCACAGACGACAACAUCUACAUGUUCAACAUCAGCGGAGCCAAGACAGCACCAGUGUGUGUGUUCGGCGGUCAUCAGAACUCGUCCUUCUACAUCCGCUCCUCAGUGAGUCCUGACGACCAGUUCUUGGCGAGCGGCUCCAGCGACAGCCACGCCUACAUCUGGAAGAUCUCGUCUCCAUCUCGUCCUCCCAUGAUGCUCCAGGGCCACAGCGAGGAGGUCACGUCUGUGUCCUGGUGCCCCACAGACUUCACAAAGAUUGCCUCCUGCUCUGACGACCACAGUGUUCGUAUCUGGAGAUUGCGCAGACAGACUGAGGAGGCGGCGUCUCGUCUGGGGGAGACUAAUCUCGUGGGCUGGACCCGCCCCAAGACCCCCACAAAGGAUCGAGCUGCAGCAGAAUCCACUCUGGCCCAGAGUCCACCUCCACACAGAGCAACUUCCAGAGCUCUGUCCUCCCCGACUCCUGCUGCCUGCGCCUCCAACAACGCCUCCCUCCCCCUCCCCUCAUCCACCUCCUCCCCUGCUUCCCGCCCCAAAACCCCCACCUCCCUCACCCGCUGGCUCUCCCCCACGCCUCCCACCGUGCUCUCCCCCCAGACCCGACAGGACAAACACGGAGCUAAACGUAGACUGGAGGCGAGUGCUCCUCUGUGCUGUUCUGAGCCCUGUGUCUGUGUGAGAGAGCUGGCUCCCAACAACAAGAGGAGGAGAGAGGAGGAGGAGGAGGAGAUUAUCUGCUGCCAGCAGGAGCAGGAGAAGGAGAACCUGCUCCCACGGAACUGGCUCUCCGCCAUGAGCCAGAAGAUCAGGAGCAGUCAGAGUCCCAGGAGAGGGACCCCUGCAUCACCGACGACAUCAUCGCCGUCGUCCAUGAAGAAGAUCUCCUCAUACUUCAACAAACCAACGGCAGAGUGA
Molecule: messenger RNA, 1797 nt
Organism: Knipowitschia caucasica
Lineage: Eukaryota; Metazoa; Chordata; Actinopteri; Gobiiformes; Gobiidae
Source: the annotation of a GenBank genome assembly